Anopheles merus is the source of this 4007-nucleotide messenger RNA. It is a transcript of the gene lovit, whose product is annotated as proton-associated sugar transporter A. Bases 859 to 2883 code for a protein of 674 amino acids. Gene Ontology annotation, cellular component: membrane. The transcript is spliced from 5 exons. The record is from RefSeq and is a predicted model, not a curated record. Gene Ontology annotation, molecular function: sucrose:proton symporter activity. NCBI's taxonomy places the organism in Eukaryota, Metazoa, Arthropoda, Insecta, Diptera, Culicidae.
UGUUGCUAAUUAAUAUUGUUGCUAGUUACUUUUUACAAAGUAAUUAUUUUUCAAAAAACUGAAACGAACAAUUAACGCUAUUAGAAGUUCUCCAGUAUAGUAUCAAAUCGGCAAGUUAAAUCUACCAUAACUACUUCGGUUGAGACUAAAUUGAAUCGGUGUUGUGUGUGUGUUUGUGUGUGUGUAAUAUACAAAACCAUAUUUCACCUUUGUAUUCCCCUCCAUGUGACGAAUAGUGUUUUAUAAUCUGAAAAACAAUUUACGACAUAACAGUGCAUGCGCUACCCUGCUUCCGCGUGCACCACAAUGGAACUGUUUCUUUGCUUAAUCUAAUUAACUCCCAGUACGCGCGGUUACUGCACACAUUUUAAUCCAAGGGUAAUCAGCACACCACCGUCCUAAGUGCUGACAACUCAGUGCCUUGGGGAGCCUGUGUUCCGUGAUGCAACGUGAUCUAGCAUGAGGAGAUAUCGCAAGUGUUAAGCAUCUAAUUCAACAAAACAGUUUGUUUGCUUUUUACAUCCAUUGUAUAGUAAACUAUUUCCCUAAACCAUUCGGUUCGGGCCUUCAGUUUGAAAGAUGACGACAUUGCCGAGCGCAGGAUUAUGGUCGACAGCCGCCAGCAUCUAGUUCAACACUCAACUGUAUUCAACGGGUUCAACCAUUAAAGCAUCAGCACCGCUAGGACUGUGAUAGAUGGGAAACAGUGCUUUAGCAGCUGCUUCUGCUCAUCAAUCAGACAAACGAAAGCUUCAUAGCCUGUUAUGUGCUGUUGCUAGUAGUCGCUAGUAGAGGAUCUGGACUCAUCCAGGAGCUAGUUAGGUACUGUGAAAGUGUGAGAGAAAGCCAAUCCAAGCCAUGGACAAACUGCACGACUAUCAAGGAGUGGCGGGACGAUGGCACGAGCUCCGUUCGAACGUGAGCCAAUGGCGCAGCGAGUGGCGCGAGAGACACCCGGGCGGUGUGCGGCAGUACCUCAAGGACACGAUACUGCAGGCCGGACCGUCGCACACAUCCGACCCGAUAGGCACGGAUACCGAGCACGGUGUGCGGACGGGCUGGAACGAAGGUGCGGUUGAUUUCUCGCACAUCUAUCGUCGCAAGACACGCCUGGAGCUGAUCCGCAUCUCGGCCGCCGUGAUGGGGAUCGAAUUUUCCUACGCCGCCGAGACGGCGUUCGUUUCGCCGACCCUGCUGAAGAUUGGCGUUGAGCAUCAGCACAUGACGCUGGUGUGGUGUCUGUCGCCGCUAGUCGGCUUUUUCUUAACGCCCGUGCUCGGUUCGCUCAGCGACCGGUGUCGCAGCAAGUUCGGCCGCCGAAGACCGUUCAUCAUGCUGCUGUCAUUGGGCGUACUGCUCGGGCUGCUGCUCGUCCCGAACGGUGAGGACGUUGGGUACGCGAUGGGCGACUUUAACCCGUACGCGGUCAACGUAACGGCUGGUGGCAACAGCACCAGCGACAGUACGCCAGCGAGUCUGGUGUGGCAGGAACCGCUGGACACGAGCACGGUGGAUCCCGUAGUGUCCACCGUGAUCCCUCCGACCACUCCCGAGCAUCGGCCUCGCCAUCCGUGGGGCAUCUUCUUCACCAUCCUCGGCACGGUGCUGCUCGACUUCGACGCGGACGCCUGCCAAAGCCCGGCCCGGGCGUUCCUGCUGGACGUGACCGUGCCGGAGGACCACGCCCGGGGCCUAUCCACCUUCACCAUCAUGGCCGGGUUGGGUGGGUUCAUGGGCUACUCGCUCGGUGGCAUCGACUGGGACAGCACCUCGCUCGGCAUCGUGCUCGGCGGGCACGUCCGGGCCGUCUUUUCGCUCAUCACCGUCAUCUUUAUCGUGUGCGUCCUCUGCACCGUGACGAGCUUCAGCGAGAUCCCGCUCUGGAUACUCGAGGAAGAGCUGGAACGGCAGGACCCACCGGUGGAGGGGCACUCGAACCGACUCAACAGCGAGGAACCGGCCACGUACGGUGCCACGCGGCACGACCGCCGGUCCCAGCCGGAGGCAUCGCCGGCCAACGCCAACUACGACGAACUGCCGGGCGAAAACUUCACCGAGACAAGCUUUAGCGGUCCGCCCGCGUCCAAAUCGCCCGCCAAUGGGGACGCCAAUGUGGACAGCAGUGUCAGGCGCAGCGUGGAUGAGAAUGGGCGCGAGACGCCCUGCGCGGAAGGCGACAAGCCAACCGUUACGCUCAGCAUGUAUCUGCUGUCGAUCGUCUAUAUGCCGCACUCGCUGCGGAUGGUCUGCCUGACGAACCUGUUCUGCUGGAUGGCACACGUCUGCUAUUCGCUCUACUUUACCGAUUUUGUCGGCGAGGCUGUGUUCGAUGGGGACCCAAAGGCACUCGACGGUACCGAAAAGUAUUUGCUGUACGAAGCGGGCGUCCGGUUCGGCUGCUGGGGCAUGGCCAUGUACUCGCUGUCCUGCGCCUGCUACUCCCUGAUCAUCGAAAGGCUCAUCAAGCGCUUCCGGGCUAAGAGCGUCUACGUCGGCGGGCUGCUCUUCUACUGUCUGGGGAUGUCGCUGAUGGCCCUGUCGAAGCACCGUGUCGGGGUGAUCGUGUUUAGCUGGACUGCAGGAGUCAUGUAUUCCACCCUCUUCACCAUGCCCUAUCUGCUAGUCGCACACUACCAUUCGGAAGGUGUGUUCGAAGUAAAUGAAUGUGGCAUUGCAAAGCAGAGCACGGGUGCGAUCCGUGGUCUCGGCACGGACGUGGCCAUCGUCAGCAGCAUGGUGUUUUUGGCCCAGUUUGUGCUGUCCAUCUGCAUGGGAUCGAUCGUGGCCUGGACCGGCACAACGACGGCCGUCGUUACGAUCGCUGCCAUGUUAAGCUUCUGCGGUGCCCUUUCCGCCACCCAAAUUAUGUAUCUGAAUUUGUGAAUGUCCAGACCCGUGCAGCGAAUGAAAUGAGAGGAAAAACAAGUAUUGCUUUCGUUUUAAGUGUAGGCAUCUAUCCCCAGUACCAUGCAUCCUUAGCAACUUGUACGCCCUUCAACGUGGGUGUGUAUGUUAAUCUUUCUUGUAAGUUUUAGCCCAGACUCGUUCACCGCAUAGUUAUCUGCGAUGGUAAUUUGUAGUUCGCAUUUCAUAUUAACAUUUAUAAUGAAGCACAAGAAUCGUAUAAAAAAAGGGAAGCUGAAAACAGGGACAGAGCGUUCGUCCAGUUUGCUUGUGAGUACGUUAAUUUUCACUAGUAUUCUUUACAAAUGUCCACUUGCUGUUGAUAUAUGUAAUAUAAGUGUGUGAUGUAGGAGUCACAUUACUAUACGAAUUUUGUUAAGCUUCUUUUGCCCAAAUAUGUUUGAAUAUUGCAUCUUUGCGAACGUUGUGUCACUUCUCAUUUGGAAAUUAGAAUCGAAAGAUUAUAAAAACAUAAUUAGUUCGAAAUUCUCUAUAGAUGGUUAUGGUUAUCAGGGUCAAAAGUCGUGAGACUAUUUCCUCAUCUUUGAUUGGUAAAAACUGAUAAGCCUCGUUUGCCACCAUCUUUAGCGCAAAAAUGUCUCAUUUUUCUUUUCCAAAUGCAACAAAAUUAUUGUAAUAUUAAGAAAAUGUACGACGAAUGUAAUAGAAGUUAACUCGAGCAAAUUACCUAAUUACCUAAACAAUACAUUAAUGAAUAAAUCAAAUGUUUAUGAAUACACACCUAAACCAAAGUAUAAACAGGUAGGUUAAAAAUGAACAAAUAAAUCAAUCUAUUAAUAAUACUACCAUAGCUCUGUCUGUGAAUAUUGUAAAAUGUACUUAGUUGGUCAAGGGUUGUUAAGUUCGGGGCUAUCUGCAUGAAGCGAGGGUUUCUCACUAUCCCGGUACAUGAUACCACUAAGCUUAAGAAUCUUGCAAGGCCACCGUAGGUAGAUAUACCAGUGCGAAAACGAAUAAUAAAAGGAAGAAGAAGUUAAUGUUAAGUCAUUACAGUGAAUAUUUAAACAAUUGUUUCUGAAUCUCAAUGUAGUUAUUUCGUUCUGCAAACUGUAUGAUUUUAAUUAUGGAUACAAUAAAUUAAG